CGGUUCCGGCAGAAUACUUGCAGUCAGUCAGUGUCAAAGUCUGACUGACAAUUACAUUUCCUCAUGGUCGGAGGUGUCUGUUUACUUCCUAGUUUUUUAAUUUUGUGUGAAAUUAUUGAAAUUUAACAUGGCACAAGGCAAAUUAAAAGUGAAAAGUAAACUCCCUGUUGGAAGUAAGGUUAAGAAAGGGAAAGGAAAAGCUAUUACGAAACGAAAUAACGCACCAGUACCCAGCAAAGCUAAGGCAGUAGAGCGAAGCAAAAUGAAAGAUAAAGUAACGAAGAUGGUGAAUGCAGCAGCUGAGCAGCAACUACGGGCGUUGGCUUCGAGCUCGGGGGAGUUGUCAGCAGCACAACAACGAGCUGCGAAAGCGCCAACUGCACCAGUACCCGCCAAAUAACACAUAACCUUAAAAUAAUCUGUGCUAUGUUUUCACAAUACUUAAUUGUACUUCACAUAGUUAUGAAAUGUAUAUUCGAUAGAAUUUUAUGACAAAGCAACACCAUUAUCAUACAUCUUAUCCCAUAUGAGAAAAUUUAAUUAUGUCUAAUGUGUUAUUAGAUAUGGAAAUUUAAAUAGGGGUAAUAAACUUGAAAGAUAUCAAUAUUAGACAUUUGGAACUAACAGUAUUAUAGCGUUAAUAAUUAUUAGUUUACUUAUUCAACUAUGACAAACAAGACUAUAACAGUAUAUUCAUAUGUAUAGUUUUGCCACUAUUCUAUGUGAAGUAUAAAUAAAAGUUUUUUGUGAUUAUAUAAACCUGUGUAAAAACAAUAUAAUUGUAAAUAAGUAAAUAC
Achroia grisella is the source of this 797-nucleotide messenger RNA. RefSeq lists its product as uncharacterized. NCBI's taxonomy places the organism in Eukaryota, Metazoa, Arthropoda, Insecta, Lepidoptera, Pyralidae. The record is from RefSeq and is a predicted model, not a curated record. Bases 128 to 400 code for a protein of 90 amino acids. The transcript has a single exon.